AUGUCUUCUGAACCUCGAAGAUCGACCAGACUUGUCACUGCCACGUCAGCAGCCGUUUUUGAUAAUACUCCGGUGGCUCCAAAAAAGCGUCGAGCUCCAUCAUCAUCUUCAUCUCACACACCGCAGCCAUCACCAUCCAUCCAUCGAAAUGUCCAAAAUGGCGGGAAUUCGAAUUCUCCUAUUCAGAAGUUUGAGAAUCCAGGAGAUUUGGGACAGAAAAAGGAACCCGCCGCCUACAUCCCCGACCCUGAAUCAGAGGCACUUCAUCAACAAAUGGCCCAUCUGAAGACUCAUGGAAUGAGCAAUAUCACCUUGAAAGACUUUAUAGGAAAGAAUUCCAAAAACUUCAAAACCCGUCAAUCAAUUGUCACCGAUCGUGCAGCUCAAUUGGUCCAUAUAACCCUUCGAGAGAAUGUGGUCCCAGAAGGAGCAGUCUUUUUCGGUCUACCAACAAUCAAAAAAGACAAGAAGAAGUCGUUGGCAUCUGGAGAGGCUCCAGAAUUCACAUGGCAAACUGAAGGGGGCUCAAAAGCAGUUUCAACUACAGUAGUCCCUCCUCAACAAACGAUUUCUGAUGUUCUGAGCAAAAUCAGAACAUCUUCAGAUAGCCCAAUGCCUUCUAAGAAACCAUGUCCUGCAGAAGUUGGGCUAGAGAAUCUAGUCUCCCGCGCUAAUCUAUCGAAAAGUCCUGAAAGUUCAAUUCUGGAGCCACGUGCCUAUCCAGGAAAUCAUCUUCCAUGGCCUCUAUUCUGGAAACAAGUGCCUCCGUACGAAAUUGGAGAAGAGGUGUUCUAUUGCCACGUGGAGAAUUGUACCUACUCCCCGAUGACUGAAAUUAUCAAGGCUGGAAUUUUCCUGGUUCCUCUAGACGAGUCAGUUGACUUUGAAUACAAUGGAAAAGUGGUCCAAUUGACGCUUAAUGAAAUUUUCGAAGCGAAUGGAAUCAAUAUGAUUGGGUCACCACAACAUUAUAGAAUGCUUCAAGGAGUGUUUCAGAAGGCUGGAAUUUAUAUUAAAGGGGAUUAUGCAAAGAGACUUCAUCAGAUGCAAAUGGGCAAGGGUGAGGAUGGACAAGCAGCACCAAAACUAUAUCUUCCACCGAUCCAAUUGACAGCCAACAAGCUUCCACUGAUUUGUAUCAAACCGGAUGUCUAUAUGAGUUAUUUGGGACGACGCAUUCAUGGAGCAGUCAUUGUUGAUACCUCUGGGGACAAAGACCCGCUGCCCGGUCAAACGUUCUUGACAACCAUCUACUCGGAGCCACUCUCCCUCCAUCGUCGUUGCCAAAUUCUGAUCGCUUUCGACGUCGGAAAAUCGAUUCCUGAGAUUUCAGCGUUAAUUGGCUGUUCGGAAAGAUCGGUAAGGAUCAAAGAAACCCUCUGCACUCGAAUCCUUAUUGAUCGUCAUCUGGUUGAUCAGUACCUCGAAGAGCUCGAAGCAGAAGAAGAAUCGAAAAAUCCAGAAAUGAUGAGACAGCAACAGCCGAAGAACAAGAUUCGCCGAACGCACUAUGUGGAUCUGAAUAAAUUGGUUUGGAAAUAUUUCAAGGAUUGCCAAGCUAGCGGACAAAUGAUCAAUGGAAAAAUGAUCAAGGAUCAGGCGAUGCGAUAUGCCAGAGAUAUGGGCCUCGAAUCGUUCCGCGGCUCUGAAGGCUGGCUCGACGCCUUCAAACGCCGCCACCGCAUCGAUCUAAAAGCCAUGACAGGCUAUCCAGUAUGCUAUGAGAACGAUAUGUUCGACGAGGUUGAAAAAGAGUGCCGCGAUUUGGAUAUGGAGUCACACCUCAAUAAUUUGCCGGGCUCCUCGUACAUCUCGAAUGGGAACAGUGCUCCAGAUGAGUUCGCAGCCAGCUUCUUCAACUCGUUCUCCGGAUUCUCGCAACCCAUGCUGAAUCAAGUCGUCAAUUCCCAUCAGCAAACACAGGAACCAAAUCUUCAGACUAUGAUCAAUCACAUGAUGACGAAUACAUCAAUGGUACCGCCGACAAUGGUACCACAGCCAUCCUUGAUCCCUCCAUCCACUUCGAAUUCGUCACAAGCCCCUGAAACAGCGAAUAAUGUCAUGAGAAGCUUUCAAAUUAAGCAAAAUGAUAAGGAGAUUGAAUCGUUACUUACCAAGUUGAGGCAGUACAUUCUGGAUCAUGAUCAGGAGUCGAUUAAUCUGCUGGUCCCGCUGCAGGAGAGAUUGUCCAGGGUUGUUCAAAAGAACGGACAAAACGGAACAUCAUCAUCCUCAUCGUCAAAUGCAUCUUCAACCAAUAGCUCGUUAUAA
Messenger RNA from Caenorhabditis briggsae, 2271 nucleotides. The coding region runs from base 1 to 2271 and encodes 756 amino acids. NCBI's taxonomy places the organism in Eukaryota, Metazoa, Nematoda, Chromadorea, Rhabditida, Rhabditidae. Gene Ontology annotation, molecular function: DNA binding. The record is from RefSeq and is a predicted model, not a curated record. The transcript is spliced from 8 exons. Gene Ontology annotation, cellular component: nucleus.